AUGCUGGCUUUGCUGUCGUUCUACAAGUGGUUCUAUCGAGCCACAUCGCAAAUCAUGACACUGAUCCCGAGCUCGGUGUGGAUGCUGGUCCUAGCCUGCGUGUUGUCUUCUGUGAACGUCGCUGUCGUUGCACAGCCAACGGUCAAAGUACUGAACGGCAGCUACGCCGGCAAAUACCUCCCAACGUGGAAGCAGGACGUCUUCCUCGGCAUACCCUAUGCUCGAGACGCCGGCGGGCCCAACCGCUUCCGCAUUCCACAGGCACUGAAUGAGUCUUGGGAUGAUAUCCGCUCGGCAACGCAGUAUGGCGAUCAGUGCCCGGAUGACAGCUAUGUUAUUGGCGCGCCUUACGGGCAGAGCGAGAACUGCUUGAGUUUGAAUGUCGUGCGGCCUGCUGCGUCUGCGAGCAAACGAUCGACUUCUGGAUUGCUGCCGGUCUUGGUCUGGAUCCACGGAGGAUCUUACCAACGAGGGACAACAGGCUUACCGCAGUAUAACUUGACGUACAUUGUGGCAAGGUCGAUGGAGAUCGAGAAGCCGAUCGUUGGUGUGAGUAUCAACUACAGGAAAGGCGGCUGGGGUAACAUGUACUCUAUUGAGAUAGCUGGUUCCGGCAACACCAACAUCGCUCUCCGGGACAUGCGGCAAGCUUUGGCUUGGUUGCAGGAGAAUGUCGAGGCUUUUGGUGGCGAUCCAAACAGCGUGACGAUAUGGGGCGAGUCAAGCGGCUCGUUUGCGGUCGGCCAGCUGCUCCUCUCGUACGCCGGUCGCACCGACGGCUUGUUCCACAAGUCGAUCCAGGAGAGUGGAAGUGCGACGACUGCCUGGUACAAUGGCACAGAAUGGUACCAGCCGAUAUACGAUAAGAUUGUCGACCAGGUCAAUUGCACUGACGCAGUCGAGACUCUAGAGUGUCUCCGCACUGUUCCAUUUGAGGCUCUCCUUCCCUACAUCAACUCAUCAGCCGUCGUCGGACCUGGCUGGUACCUAACAGUCGACGGCGACAUCGUCCCCGAGUUUCCAACAAAACUGCUUGACAGCGGACGCUUCGCACACGUUCCUCACCUCUACGGCUCGAACUCAGACGAAGGCACCGAUAACGCACCCGUGGGCGCCAUCAACUCAGACGAAGACGUGUACACCUGGUUGAGCACGGGCGUCGGCUUCGGCUAUCCGACCUCUGCCGUGAACGAGAUCAUGCAAUUAUAUCCGGACGAUCCUGCUCAAGGCAUCCCACUGAAUACUGGCACCGAACGCUUCGCAGAUCUCGGCUAUCAGUACAAGCGAGCUGCGGCCAUAGCCGGGGAUAUUUUCUACCACGCCCCGAGGCUGCACGAUGCACGCCAGUACGCCAAAUUCGGUGGGCCAACGUACAUCUACCGCUUCAAUACCCGCGCGUACAGGACGAACGUGACUGCCACGACCUACUCGGCCACAGAUGCACUAGCGCCAGCCGCGAAAGGAGUCGCUCAUUUCUCGGAGGUAGCCUUCGUCUUCGGCAGUCCAGGCGUGGGAAGUGAUCCAGAAUAUCAGGCUCUGAGCGAUCAGAUGAGCGCGCAAUGGCUAUCCUUUGUGUACAACGGAGACCCGAAUAGUGCUGGCUUGCCUGAAUGGCCGACAUAUGAUCAGGGAACAAAUGGCCUGAAUCUGGUGCUGCAAACACAGGAGCAGGGCGGUAGCUAUGUUGAGGAAGACACAUACAGGCUCGCGGGACGCGAGUUCUUGACCAAGUGGGCGCCGCGGCGGCACGUGUGA
Cyphellophora attinorum is the source of this 1755-nucleotide messenger RNA. RefSeq names its product Lipase 4. The transcript is spliced from 2 exons. The record is from RefSeq and is a predicted model, not a curated record. NCBI's taxonomy places the organism in Eukaryota, Fungi, Ascomycota, Eurotiomycetes, Chaetothyriales, Cyphellophoraceae. The coding region runs from base 1 to 1755 and encodes 584 amino acids.